Molecule: messenger RNA, 1881 nt
Organism: Acanthosepion pharaonis
Lineage: Eukaryota; Metazoa; Mollusca; Cephalopoda; Sepiida; Sepiidae
Source: the annotation of a GenBank genome assembly
AUGUGUUCCUCUUCUUAUUUUCCACUGUCUACUACGUCUUCCUCUUCUUAUUUUGCACUGUCUUCUACGUCUUCUUAUUAUUAUUUUCCACUGUUUACUACGUCUUCCUCUUCUUAUUGUCCACUGUCUUCUAAGUCUUCUUAUUAUUAUUUUCAACUGUCUUCUACGCCUUCCUCUUCUUAUUUUCCAUUGUCUUCUACGUCUUCCGCUUUUUAUUUUCCACUGUCUUCUACGUCUUCCUCUUCUUAUUUCCCACUGUCUACUACGUCUUCCUCUUCUUAUUGUUCACUGACUUCUACGUCUUCUUCUUCUUAUUUUCCAGUGUCUUCUACGUCUUCGGCUUUUUAUUUCCCACUGUCUUCUACGUCUUCCUCUUCUUAUUGUCCACUGACUUCUACGUCUUCUUAUUAUUAUUUUCCAGUGUCUUCUACGUCUUCCGCAUCUUUUUUUCCACUGUCUUCUACGUCUUCCUCUUCUUAUUUUGCAAUGUCUUCUACGUCUUCCUCUUCUUAUUUCCCACUGUCUUCUACGUCUUCUUCUUAUUAUUUUCUAUUGUCUUCUACGUCUUCCGCUUUUUAUUGUCCACUGUCUUCUAUGUGUUCCUCUUCUUAUUUUCCACUGUCUACUACGCCUUCCUCUUCUUAUUUCCCACUGUCUUCUAUGUCUUCCUCUUUUUAUUUUGAACUGUCUUCUACGUCUUCCGCUUCUUAUUGUCCACUGUCUUCUACGUCUUAUUAUUAUUAUUGUCCACUGUCUUCUACGUUUUCCUCUUCUUAUUUUCCAUGGUCUUCUACGACUUCCGCUUUUUAUUGUCCACUGACUUCUACGUCUUCUUCUUCUUAUUUUCCAGUGUCUUCUACGUCUUCGGCUUUUUAUUUCCCACUGUCUUCUACGUCUUCUUCUUAUUAUUGUCCACUGACUUCUACGUCUUAUUAUUAUUUUCCAGUGUCUUCUACGUCUUCCGCCUCUCAUUUUCCACUGUCUUCUACGUUUUCCUCUUCUUAUUUUGCAAUGUCUUCUACGUCUUCCUCUUCUUAUUUCCCACUGUCUUCUACGUCUUCUUCUUCUUAUUUUCUAUUGUCUUCUACGUCUUCCGCUUUUUAUUGUCCACUCUCUUCUAUGUGUUCCUCUUCUUAUUUUCCACUGUCUACUACGCCUUCCUCUUCUUAUUUCCCACUGUCUUCUACGUCUUCUUCUUCUUAUUUUCCACUGUCUUCUACGUCUUCUUAUUAUUAUUUUCUAUUGUCUUUCGUCUUCUGUCUUUUUAUUCUUCCACUGUCUUCGUCUUCCUCUUUUUAUUUUUUCUUCCACUGUAUCUUCUUAUGUCUUCCUCUUUUUUAUUUUGCACUGUCUUCUAUUUCCGUCUUCUAUGUUUUCCUUCUUAUUGUCCUGUCCUGUCCACUGUCUUCUACGUCUUAUUAUUAUUAUUGUCCACUGUCUACUACGCCUUCCUCUUCUUAUUUCCCACUGUCUUCUAUGUCUUCCUGUUUUUAUUUUGCACUGUCUUCUACGUCUUCCGCUUCUUAUUGUCCACUGUCUUCUACGUCUUAUUAUUAUUAUUGUCCACUGUCUUCUACGACUUCCUCUUCUUAUUUUGCUCGGUCUUCUACGUCUUCCUCUUCUUUUUUUGCACUGUCUUCUACGUCUUCCUCUUCUUAUUGUCCACUGUCUUCUACGUCUUAUUAUUAUUAUUGUCCACUGUCUACUACGCCUUCCUCUUCUUAUUUCCCCUGUCUUCUUUUAUUUUAUGUCUUCCUUCCUCUUUUUUAUUUUGUCCACUGUCUUCUCGUCUUCUUCUUCUUAUUGUCCACUGUCUUCUACGUCUUAUUGAACUUCUUCUAUGUCUUCCUUCCCACUGUCUUCUAUGUCUUCCUCUUCUGA